Messenger RNA from Oncorhynchus keta (chum salmon), 1275 nucleotides. Its product is annotated as myb-like protein F. The record is from RefSeq and is a predicted model, not a curated record. The transcript has 2 exons. Lineage: Eukaryota; Metazoa; Chordata; Actinopteri; Salmoniformes; Salmonidae. Bases 1 to 1275 code for a protein of 424 amino acids.
AUGACCAAUAAGCACUAUGAGACCAAUAAGCAAUAUGAGACCAAUAAGCACUAUGAGACCAAUAAGCACUAUGAGACCAAUAAGCACUAUGAGACCAAUAAGCACUAUGAGACCAAUAAGCACUAUGAGACCAAUAAGCACUAUGAGACCAAUAAGCACUAUGAGACCAAUAAGCACUAUGAGACCAAUAAGCAAUAUGAGACCAAUAAGCACUAUGAGACCAAUAAGCACUAUGAGACCAAUAAGCACUAUGAGACCAAUAAGGUUAGAGGCAGAGAAUCCCACUAUGAGAACAAUAAGCAAUAUGAGACCAAUAAGCACUAUGAGACCAAUAAGCACUAUGAGACCAAUAAGCACUAUGAGACCAAUAAGCACUAUGAGACCAAUAAGCACUAUGAGACCAAUAAGCAAUAUGAGACCAAUAAGCACUACGAGACCAAUAAGCACUAUGAGACCAAUAAGCACUAUGAGACCAAUAAGCACUAUGAGACCAAUAAGCACUAUGAGGCCAAUAAGCACUAUGAGACCAAUAAGCAAUAUGAGACCAAUAAGCACUAUGAGACCAAUAAGCACUAUGAGACCAAUAAGCAAUAUGAGACCAAUAAGCAAUAUGAGAUCAAUAAGCAAUAUGAGACCAAUAAGCACUAUGAGACCAAUAAGCACUAUGAGACCAAUAAGCACUAUGAGACCAAUAAGCACUAUGAGACCAAUAAGCACUAUGAGACCAAUAAGCACUAUGAGACCAAUAAGCACUAUGAGACCAAUAAGCACUACGAGACCAAUAAGCACUAUGAGACCAAUAAGCACUAUGAGACCAAUAAGCACCAUGAGAUCAAUAAGCACUAUGAGGCCAAUAAGCACUAUGAGACCAAUAAGCACCAUGAGAUCAAUAAGCACUAUGAGACCCAUAAGCACUAUGAGACCAAUAAGCACCAUGAGAUCAAUAAGCACUAUGAGACCCAUAAGCACUAUGAGACCCAUAAGCACUAUGAGACCAAUAAGCACUAUGAGGCCAAUAAGCACUAUGAGACCAAUAAGCACUACGAGACCAAUAAGCACUAUGAGACCAAUAAGCACUAUGAGACCAAUAAGCAAUAUGAGACCAAUAAGCACUAUGAGACCAAUAAGCACUAUGAGACCAAUAAGCACUAUGAGACCAAUAAGCACUAUGAGACCAAUAAUCACUAUGAGACCAAUAAGCACUAUGAGACCAAUAAGCAAUAUGAGACCAAUAAGCACUAUGAGGCCAAAAAGCCUGUGAGGAAAACCAGUUAG